AUGUCACGAUUCUCGCAAUAUGACACGGACGAGGAGCGACUACCGGAAGGUAUGUCGCGAGUCGGCUACGAUGCUGACACAGAAGUUUACACAUUCAAGGAUGCGGACGGGAGCUAUUGGGAGAGUGCUCCCGGCAACCGUUACGGUCGAUUGACGCGUGUCGGAGAAGCUCGUGUCUCUGAAGACGAUGAUGACGCUCAACCGUUCCUCGGAUCCGAACAGCAAUUCCGGCCAUCAUGGCGUGCGGAAAUGAUGCCUUUGCUCAACUUCUUCAUCUUGGUCGGCCUGUUUUUGGUCUUCCUCUUCUGGUAUUUGCACUCCGCCGCGAAGUCAGGCUGGUCGGCACCCCCGAAAGUGAUUUGCCAAGAAGGCGAACUGGACUACACUAUCGCCUCUGGGGAUACCUGCUGGGACAUUGCACACAGCCGAGGUAUCACUGUUGAUGAUCUUGUAGGGGCCAACAAGGACUUGGAUUGCGACAGGCUCAAGAAGGGCUCGCAUUUGUGUCUUCCCCAGAAGCCUACAUCGGAUUGA
Clonostachys rhizophaga is the source of this 534-nucleotide messenger RNA. The record is from the annotation of a GenBank genome assembly. Lineage: Eukaryota; Fungi; Ascomycota; Sordariomycetes; Hypocreales; Bionectriaceae.